AAGUGCCCGAUGCAGCAUUUAAAAUCUGUAACCGUCUGUACUCUGUACUUAAUGUACCUACUGUCUAUAGUUUUUAAAUUCAUGUCAAACGUGUUGAUUGUUUAAAGUCACUAUAUUAAGUUUUUGGAGACCGCGGACAUUAUUUUUGCUUUUGGUUCGUAUCUCAGUGGCGGAGUAAAAUUAACGGAUCCACGUUCAAACGUUAAUUAAUACGAUUAAAAUAAUGGCAACUCUUGAAAAAUUGAUGUUGGACAAAAUUCUUUUGAAGAUGAAAAGGUUUAACAUGAAUGAACUUCAACAGCUAUGUAAAAUCUUACAUCUGAACCUGGAAUGGAAAGAUAUUAUCAACCUAGUAACUGAAUGUCGUAUGCGUUUGAGUGUUGCAAACGUUGUAUCAGUAGUACAUCAGCAUUUAAAAGAUAGUGAGUUUAUUGAAGAAACAUAUCAUCGAGUAAUGUUAGUGGACACCAUAUUCCAUCAAAAUAGUCAGUGGUGGACAGUGACUAUUGAUAAAGUUAACAAACAGUUGUUAGACAAGGAAAUAAUAAGAAAUAAUAUUGAGGCAAUGUUAAAUAAAUUGAAUAUUAAAGCAAUUACAUAUGUUAUGAAGUGUAAUAAGUUGUUUUGGGUGUUAAUAGACGUUAAUAAAACGAAAAGAAAAAAAAUCGCCUCAAAAUUAAACAAUCUAUAUUUUUUUACCAUAGCUCCAGGAAAAGUGUUUCAUGUAUUUUACAAACCUCAAAAUAUUGAAAAUAGACUGUUGAACAUCGUCAUAAAAUCAGUUGGAGCCAGUAAAUAUAAGCCAUAUUCACUAUCAGGUAAACAUUUGCAGUCAAUGGUAAAUUUGUUGGAAGAUAAAAAUAGAAAUAAUGAAAAAAAUAUGGAAGUGCCAGUAUUGGUUAACAAUCACAAAGAGGAAGAUGUUCAAGAAUAUGUUCAACAAUUAUUUGGAGAAAAAUGCCGGGUACUUAACCAGUUUACAAUAAACGUGGAGAGUGAUUUAUCAGUGUUCAGUAAUAAUAAUCCAGCUGGUAAGAUGUGCAAAACUAAAGUGGUUCUGAAAGGAGACAGUAUAAUUGAUGGUGUUAAGGACAUGAUGUUGUCAGGUAUAUUGCAACCACCAUAUCCAGAUUGGGCAACAAGGCUACCGGUGUUGGGUAAAAAUUGUGUAAAUAUUAAUAUACGCCCUUAAAUGAAUGUAAUUAACAAAUUUUAGUUUUAAUUGUAUUUAAACAUUUUACUUUGUUAAUGUAUUUGUAGUUUUAUUUUUUUUUUAUAUGAUUUAGUCUAAACAUUCAAAAUGAUUACCUUGAAAGUUUAAAAUAAUUGUUUUUAUUUUUUAAGACUACAUAAACUUUUUUUAACAUA
Melanaphis sacchari is the source of this 1368-nucleotide messenger RNA. RefSeq lists its product as uncharacterized. NCBI's taxonomy places the organism in Eukaryota, Metazoa, Arthropoda, Insecta, Hemiptera, Aphididae. Bases 224 to 1192 code for a protein of 322 amino acids. The transcript is spliced from 2 exons. The record is from RefSeq and is a predicted model, not a curated record.